Caenorhabditis briggsae is the source of this 591-nucleotide messenger RNA. The transcript has 5 exons. The record is from RefSeq and is a predicted model, not a curated record. Gene Ontology annotation, cellular component: small-subunit processome; nucleolus. The coding region runs from base 1 to 591 and encodes 196 amino acids. Lineage: Eukaryota; Metazoa; Nematoda; Chromadorea; Rhabditida; Rhabditidae.
AUGGGUAAACGUCUGAAGUCAAACGCCAGGAAAAGCGCAGUUAACAAACUUGUCAAGAAAACGGAUAACAGAAUAAAAGAGGAACAACGAGUUGUCAGAACACCAAAAGAAGAUGAACAAGCACUCAAAUUGGUCCAUGCACCGAAAAUCUCAUCAGCCAUGUUCAUGAGGUACAACACACAGCUUGGACCGCCAUUCCACGUCAUUGUCGAUACGAAUUUUGUGAACUUCGCUGUUAAGAACAGAAUCGACAUGUUCCAAGGCUUGAUGGACUGUUUGUAUGCUAAAACUUUUGUAUACGCGACAGACUGUGUCCUGGCUGAGUUGGAGAAAGUGCGAAAGUUCAAAAUUGCCUUGAAAGUUCUGAAAGAUCCGCGAGUUCAUAGACUGAAGUGUGAACAUAAGGGAACGUAUGCUGAUGAUUGCUUGGUUCAGAGAGUUACACAGCACAAAUGCUACAUCGUCGCCACUUGUGAUCGUGACUUGAAACGUCGCAUUCGCAAAAUUCCCGGAGUACCGAUCAUGUACAUCGUCAAUCAUCGAUUCUCCAUUGAACGAAUGCCAGACGCCUAUGGAGCGCCCAUGAACUAA